Messenger RNA from Oryzias melastigma (Indian medaka), 1442 nucleotides. RefSeq lists its product as uncharacterized. Bases 89 to 1009 code for a protein of 306 amino acids. NCBI's taxonomy places the organism in Eukaryota, Metazoa, Chordata, Actinopteri, Beloniformes, Adrianichthyidae. The record is from RefSeq and is a predicted model, not a curated record. The transcript has 7 exons.
GAGCGCUUCAUAAACGGCGCGGGGGCGGUUCGUGUCAGAGUGUCACAGUCGGACUGAAGGCAGCCUGAGCUCGGAGUCAGCAGCAGCCAUGAAGCAGAACAGCUGGACCCGGAUCGCCGUCAUCCUGCUGUGCGCGCUGCUGUACGUGGGGGUUUUGGUCGUGAACGCGCUGGCUGGAGCGGGCAAAGGUCCCUUCCACUACACAACAGGAAAUGUUUCUGCUCGAUACGAGACGGACAUCACUCCAGCUGGAUGGACCUUCUCCAUCUGGGGGGUCAUCUACACCUGGCUGACCCUGAUGGUCAUUUAUCUCACCUCUUUGGCUUUCAGAGGGUCCUGGGCUCAGUAUCUGCUGCCCUUCGCCUUUUACUUCUCCUGGCUGGCCAACAUGCUGCUGAACGUGACGUGGCUUCUUCUGUGGGACAGGGAGUUGAUGCUGGCAGCCAUGGUUGUGCUGCUGCUGAUGGUCAUCACCAACUUCAGCGCCCUGUUCUUCUGCUGCUCUGCCACAGACUAUUAUGGGCUGUGGCUGAAGCGAUACCACGGAAAAGACCUGGCCUCUCUCAUUCUACUGGUCCAGAAUGGCUUGGCGGUCUACACAACAUGGACAUCUGUUGCUUCUCUGAUCAACUUCUCUCUGGUUCUUCACCUGUGGGGUGUGGACAAGAGCACAGCAGCAACCGCAUCUCUGUGCAUCCUGUUUGCUGAGGUGGCAGGCUGGUUCAUCCUGGAGAACUGGGUGCUGGACCGCUGGGUCCGUAACAUCAUCACAGUGUACCCCGUGGUGGUCGUGGCUCUGGUGGGGAACGUCUAUAAACACUUCAGUAUGGCUGAUCCCACGCCGAACGCUGUGUUCAUGGUGGUUCUGCUGGUGCUGGCCUGCAUCCUCUUCAUUUCCCGAAUCUUCACGGUCCUCUGGAGGAACAAGUGGCGCCCGCUGUACUCGCCAGGUUCAGCUCGGAUGAUGGUGUCCCCACUGGACGGCGCUCGGCUUACGGUCCUUUCUUGAGGGGACGACCAUCGCACUUUUUCACUCCGGAUGCAGAAGUUAGAAGUGUUUAUGAAGUCAGUCUUUGUUCAGAGGAGAGAAGAAACCAAAGAAAAAGAGCCAAGGAACGAGCUCUCUGAUGUUUCUUUGAUCGCAGCUUUCCUGACACUCGAUCCUUCUCAUUUAUGUAAUCUUCUCGUAAAAUAACCUUGAAGGCAUUCAUAUAAAGGUCAUGUUUUAAACAUAUUCAGGCUCAUGUAUACUUUUUAUACUUUGUACUACUUUAGCUCCACUAUAGUCUGCACUGAAAUGUCAAAACAAACGCAAAAUUUACCAGUUUGACUUCUAGGACUCGUUUUUGUUUGCACCUCCAUAAAAAGCAUUGUGGCUUUCAUGUAAUGCAGCUGAAGAAUCUGGUUUCUCUGGAAUAAACUUUGCUUGUUGCUGUUUUUUA